AUGGCUCAGAUAGACUCAACAGCCACUCAGGCCCCGACCAAACCGGCCCAUCCCGUCGUUACCUCGUUCCCAUUUAACCCCUUGACGACCACUUUUACUCGUCCCGCGGACUGCGAUGGCAUCUUUGCAUCCAGCUUCCUCUCUGGCAUUGACUUCUCAACGUCCUGUCUCCCAAAAGGCUUCCACACCGACGAGACAUCGUACUUUUCGCCCGGUCUAGUGUGUCCCACGGGCUACUACUCUGCCUGCCACGAUAACAUCGGCGCGAAGAGCAUCACGACGGUAACAUGUUGUCCGACGUUUGGGACCGAUCUCUCGCUUUCGUGCGUCACAGCAAGCACGCUGGAGAGUGUCUGGUCAACACUGUUUUGUACAUGGAUUGCAGGCGAUGUUACUUCGCUCCCCAUGACGGUGAGCGACAACGGCAUCACGAGCACGGUGACGAGAUCUUUCUCAGGACGUGAAGGUCUGAACGCUUUUGGCGUUCGAAUGGUCUACCAAAAGACUGACACUCAGACGACAACAAUGGCAAAAUCAACAAAGUACACACCACCAACAUCGUGGACAAGAACUGGGUGGCCGGCAUAUCCAACGAACUCUGAUUCUGGCGGCUCAUCAGGUGGCCUCUCUUCGGGAGCAAAGGCUGCGAUAGGAGCUGGAGUUGCCGUGCCGAUAGUCGUCGUCGGGUUGGCCCUCGGCUUGUUCUUCUGGUGGUGGAGGAAACGGAAGCAGUACAACAAGGUGCAGAUGGCCCAACACACAACACCGCCUACGGAGCUUCACAGCCAGUCGACGCCUAGCGAGUUGGCAAGUGGAAUGACACACAAGCCUCUGUACGCCGCCGAGGUGCCUGCGCAAGAGCCUCCCGCGACUGAACUGCCGGCGCCAUUGCGGUAG
This is a messenger RNA of Trichoderma breve, 897 nucleotides long. Its product is annotated as transmembrane alpha-helix domain-containing protein. The coding region runs from base 1 to 897 and encodes 298 amino acids. The transcript has a single exon. The record is from RefSeq and is a predicted model, not a curated record. Lineage: Eukaryota; Fungi; Ascomycota; Sordariomycetes; Hypocreales; Hypocreaceae.